GCAGCUCGUCAGCUCCCCGUUGUCCCCGCCUCUCAGCGUUUCGGGAGCCGGUUCGGUCCAGAGUCGCGCGCCUAGCGUUUGGGCAUGCCCCGUUACGAGCUGGCUUUAAUCCUGAAAGCCAUGAAGCGGGGAAAGACUUGGUCAACUAAUAUAUGGAAUUAAGAUUAAAGCUGGUGUACACUAAUGUGACAUGUUUUAGAAGAGUUAACCUGAACACUUUGAGGGAAAGAUUCUACCCUGCAGCAAAAAGUAGCCAGCCGGAGACCGCUGCUGCUUUGAAGCGGACGAUCGAAGCCCUGAUGGACAGAGGGGCGGUCGUGAGGAACUUGGAAAACCUGGGUGAACGAGCGCUUCCUUACAAGAUGUCCGCCCACAGUCAGCGGCACAACAGAGGAGGGUAUUUCUUGGUAGAUUUUUAUGCACCAACAACAACUGUUGAAAGCAUGAUGGAGUACUUGUCUCGAGACAUUGAUGUUAUUAGACCGAAUAUUAUAAAACACCCUCUGACCCAGGAAGUAAAGGAAUGUGAAGGAAUUGUCCCAAUCCCACUUGAAGAAAAACUAUAUUUCGCAAAGAAGAGGAAGUGAGAAGAUUCACCGGAUUUCAGACUUAUACUUAAUUCUCUCACUUUCAAGCACCAUGGAUUAAUAACUCACAAGUUUGACCUUUAUAUAAGAGUGUGUUGCGGGUGCCAGUGGAUUUCCUAAGGUAUUUUUAGCUCCUGGUCCCUUUGCUGUGAGAGGUGGGGGAGUGGCUUGCUGAGAGCCAUCCUAACCUGUGGUACCAGCACAUCGUUCUGUAUUUUGUCAUAUUAAUGUAGUUUCUUUGUCAAUGAGGUCUUGUUGCCCUAUAACAACACUAACACCGUUUUGAACAACAGAGCUUAUAAAAUGGCCCUGAAUUGUGAGCUAGUCACUCAGACUGUAUAACCAUGUGAAAUAAAAUAUCAUUCAUACUGUAAACCAUGCAGUAUUAUAUAACUUUCGAUCAGAGCAAUAAACAUGAUUUUAAAAAAC
Molecule: messenger RNA, 1016 nt
Organism: Rhinolophus ferrumequinum (greater horseshoe bat)
Lineage: Eukaryota; Metazoa; Chordata; Mammalia; Chiroptera; Rhinolophidae
Gene: MRPS6
Product: mitochondrial ribosomal protein S6
Exons: 4
Coding region: 153-587 (144 amino acids)
Biological process (GO): translation
Cellular component (GO): mitochondrial small ribosomal subunit; ribosome
Molecular function (GO): structural constituent of ribosome; small ribosomal subunit rRNA binding
Source: RefSeq, a predicted model, not a curated record